AUGGCUACAAAUUUACAUUCAGGCCAUGGGAGCAAUAGCACUGAAAGCUCGUACGGCGGCAAUAAGGAUUCUCCCGGUAUAGAAAACUACAACUCCAACCUAAAUGACACGCAUAUUGGGGCUGCUAGUAACGAAGUCUUUCGUAAAAGAACGUCCAAGGGAGUGGCGGAAACCGGUGGCGAGGGCAGUGCGGAUGGUAACGGCACGGUCAAGAAAAGAAGGCGUAAGGCAAUCAAAUCGUGCGCAUUUUGUCGCAAGAGAAAACUACGAUGUGACCAACAGAAGCCUAUGUGCUCCACAUGUAAAGCUAGAAAUCAUAAAGAAUGUGUCUACAACACGGGCUUUGAAAAUGAAUUGGAUAACAGCGGCUCCAGCUGUUCCGGUAGUGGCGGUGUCAGCAAGCUGGGUGGCGCAGGAAUUCCUUGCGGAGCCGUCGCUGGUACAGCCAGGACCACGUCAGAUGGUGGGUUCAAUGACGAAGGCGGAAAUGGCAGUGUGUACAGAAAGGAAAAGUCGGAGUCCAUAAUGGAAUCCACCAUCCCAUUAAUGGAAAGACUGAAUCAGUUACAAAAACAGCUCGAAGACAAUGGAGCGAUUGUGAAGGAAAGCGUCUUGUCGGCGAAUAGCGGCACAAACAUUCCUACAAAUUCUACUGAAGAAAGCGCUCCUAUUGAUCACUAUCGUUCCAAAGAUUCUUUUGAGGUUUCUAUCUAUAAUCAAAGUUCUUAUGGUAAUAGGAAAACAGACUAUGUCACUUUGACGCGAUCACAAUUGCAUGAAAAUACAAACGGAAACAUUUUAAAAGAUUAUUUUACAUUGCAAUGUAAAGAGAGUGGUAGAAGAAUUUUAUAUGGUCCAACUUCAACAAGAAUUUUUAUCGCAAAGGGAAAAUGGGCAAUGCUGGAUAAAUUUCGUCAAGUUUGGUUAAAAGUAAAAGCUGCAAGAGCUAAAUGGAAGAAGGAAACUAACUACACAAUGCUAAAAGAAAUGAAAUGUGUUGAGCAACCACUAGAGAAACCCCGUAACUUUGGAAAUAGCGACUGUGGUAGCGAUUGUGGAAUUAAUUCAGAAAUCAAUUUAAAAAGUCUAGUUUGCUCCUGCUUGCCUACUUUUGAAAAAAUUGAUUCACUCAUUGAUUUUUUUUUUUCCAACGAUACACUUUUUGAAGCUUCGGAUGUUCUUGAUAAAUUUAAAGUUAAAAACGAUUUUAAAUCGGCUUUUAUUCCUGGUAAACCAUCACCAAAUCUCAAUCAUGAAAGACCAAUUAUUGCUUUAGUUGCCAAUGAAAAGAAAAAUUACUAUAAAAUAGGCGUUAUUUUAAUGAUUUUGGCAACAACUCAUUAUCAAUCAGAGUUACCAACAGAAAUUGAAAAUUUUUCUGUUCAUUUAUCAGGUCUCAGUACAGCAAAAGCUCUAUACAUUGAAAGAGUGCAAUUUUUAGUCGUUAAAUUCCAUUACCGAUUAAAAUAUGGGUUUACUGGUGGUGAUGGCUCUCAUAAUAUGUUGGUAAUCGAUGACGCAAUAGCAUCUUCUACCGCUAUAGGCUUAAACCGUAAUAUCAAAAUACUUUACAAAGGCCAGGAGUCUGUUGUUGGCAGUCUAGAAACUUUACAAAAAUUGUGGUUGUGGAUUUUAUUUGCUGAUUGCGAUAUUUCUAUUCAAAUUGGCAGACCGUUAAGAAUAAGUGAUGAUGAAAUAGAUGAUUCUGUUUUUCUCAAUAAUGAUUCUUCCAGGACUUUUUAUGACACAUUCAAAAGAUUCAUACUUAUGACUCGUCGUAUGUUAUCCGAUAUUCACAAUAAAGAUAAAAAGCCACCACUGGGUGAUCAUUGCGAAACACUGAUAAAUUUUAUUGAAAAUGAAUUUCCACCGUUGAGUGAAUUCACAGGUAAAAGUUUAACUACUAUUAUUCAUCUACGCAAGGCAAGAUUACUCGCUCAGACUGUUUCCCUCUUAAUAACAUUCUAUUGCCUAAGAUAUUUGGCUUUUAACGAAAUAGGUAUUGGUUUAAAAAAUGGAGUGAUGAAAGCAAGUUUAAUCUCGUUCUCAUUAUAUGUCAAUAUCCUGUUAUACUCAUUCGAAUUGGAUAAGAAAAUUUUCCCCGAACGAUUAGACCUAAAUUAUAAAUUUGUUCCGCCAUAUCUUUGUCAUUCAUUUUCUAUUGUGCAUGGAUUGCCCUUUAGAGCAAUCAUUGUAUUUUAUUCAUUAGCCUAUAAUUCAUUAACACUGUUUGAAAGUGGGCUAAUGUGUUCAAAGAAAAAUCUGCAGACAACAGAGUGUGAUUUGAGUACCUUACGUGUGCAAAAUGAAUCAUAUAUUUCAUUUUUAACUUUUUUCAAACUUUUUCUAGAGACUUUUGAUAGGUUAAUGGGUCCUCACAAUCAACAAUUUGCAAUAAUAGCUAGAAGAAGUCAUGUGUUUGUUAUUGGUGCUGCUUUUGAAAGAGUUUGUAGAAAAGUUAUAGAAAAAGUCAUGGAGUGUAGAACAAAUGCAGAAAAUAAUUGGAUUAACGAGUCAAAAAAUCAGCAACCAAAUUCAGAUUAUGCAUCGUUUGAAUCAUUCAAAAAGACAAAUGAACUACAGCAAAACAUCAAAAAAUUUCAAAGCGAUAUUGACAACAGUUUAAACAUGAAUAUACUGGAUACUGCAGAUUAUAUUACUGCACUCCCUUCGAUGAACAUCAAUAGUGAUAACAACUGUAAUACAGACAAAAGCCCAACGGCGCAAAUUGCUCAGGCCACUGAAACUGCACAAGCCCCUCAGCCUGGUCCAGCACUCUCACUCUCACUAUCACUCUCAGAGCAAGAAGAUAUCGCGCAAACGAUUUCAGAUGAUUUUUGGCAAAGCUAUAACGUAGGUUGGCAAGAAAUUUUGGAUAACGCGGAAUAUGAUAACUUUUUUCAAGAAUUAAUUUUGUAG
Molecule: messenger RNA, 2919 nt
Organism: Zygotorulaspora mrakii
Lineage: Eukaryota; Fungi; Ascomycota; Saccharomycetes; Saccharomycetales; Saccharomycetaceae
Exons: 1
Coding region: 1-2919 (972 amino acids)
Biological process (GO): regulation of DNA-templated transcription; DNA-templated transcription
Molecular function (GO): zinc ion binding; DNA binding; DNA-binding transcription factor activity, RNA polymerase II-specific
Source: RefSeq, a predicted model, not a curated record